Messenger RNA from Quercus lobata, 3864 nucleotides. RefSeq lists its product as uncharacterized. The transcript has 7 exons. The coding region runs from base 552 to 3614 and encodes 1020 amino acids. The record is from RefSeq and is a predicted model, not a curated record. NCBI's taxonomy places the organism in Eukaryota, Viridiplantae, Streptophyta, Magnoliopsida, Fagales, Fagaceae.
UAUGUAUGAAACUUCCUCACAGUCUCCCACUUUUUUGGCUUCUCUCUCUCUCUCCCUGUGAAAGUAGCACUUAUCCAUACUCUAAUUUUAGCUAUAACCCUCUUGUUCUUUCACCAAAAAAAAGACUAAAAUCCUCUUUUGGACCAAACCAAUUGCAACCUCUUUCUCUUUCUCUUAGUGGGUUUUUUUUUUUUUUUUUUUUUUUUUUUAGUUUUUUUUAACGCGUUUCUAAAUAUAGCCAAAUUGUAUACGAGUAUCAAGCUUGUGGUUAACAAUAUAUAUGCUUUAAACAGCUCCUCUGUUUUCGUCUAAGAUGAACCCCUCCCUCUGUCCCUCCCUCUCUUCUGUGAGGUGACAAAGAUUGUGAGGUUGGUUUUUGCGUUUUCCAACCAUUUUUCAUGAAAUGGGUUUGUCUAGUUUUGGAUUCAUGUCAAUUGAAAAUGAUUGAUUAAGAAUCCAGACUCUGAAUUCAAUUUCAGAAGGAAAAAAAAUGGCAUCCUCUGAAGUUGAAUACGCUUCCUCUGCGCCUUUUGGUUGCGUUCUAAGGGACAAUGGCAGGCAUGAUCGGUACAGAGAAAACGGUAAUCGAGCUAACUUUCCGAAAAAACCUCAAGCACUUGGUGACGGGUCGCCUCCAUUCGUGCAUUGGAAUAUCUUCGGGCUCUGUAUCAGAUGAGAACCCGGGGGCUCAAAAUGAUAAUAUUGUUGAAUCUUGGAUUGGCAAUGGAGAGAGGAGCAGUAAUCAUAGUCCCAAUGAUGGGAAAAAGUCCUCAAUAAUGAGCCCGAAGCUGAUGCAAAGUAUUGAAAGAUGGACUGCCCGAACAGAACAAGAGAUUGUAUCAACAUUUGACAAACAGAGGCAGGAGGCAGAGCUCUCGGAAUUAUCAAAUUUUCCAAUCAUGUCAUCAGGGGAAUCAAGUUUUAGGAGGGAGGAAGGCUCCCAGGAUCCACCGGUUGGUUCUGUCGAAAUUCCAAACCUCGGGGCUUCUUCCCUUGUUCAGAUAUGGGAGAAGAGGCUUACCAAUUCCAACAGUAUGAAAUCAAGGUCUAAUUCUGAAAACAGCAGUGUUGAAAAUGGUUUCCCUGUUCAAGAAUCAUCAGCUGAAGCAGGGGAAUCUGUUGUUGAAGAAAAAUAUGAUGCUCAGCCUAAUGAUGACCCCUUUCCUGAUUGGGAGUCAGGUAGAACAUCUCCAAAUAAUCCGCCUUCUUCGUCACAAGGCUGUAGUUCAGAAGGAGAGAGUGAGAAGGUUAGAAUAGUGGAUAUCAUUAAGAGGUUAACAGCUGCAACACAAAUGCAGAGCCCCAGGUCCUCAUCUUGUGGCGAUGACAAUGAUCACGAGCAGUAUAGCAUGCUUGGAUCGCCAUUUAGAGAGCGGGAAUGUUCUUAUUGGGAUCCAUUUGAUUAUAAAGUUUUGCCUCAGGUUUUUUCACCCCGGAUCAGAGGGCGUCAAGCAUUCACGGAUUUGCUUAUGCAAUUGGAACGUGACAGGCAAAGGGAGAUAGACACAUUGGCUGAGCGACGAGCAGUUUCUAGAUUCACACAAAGAGGCCGCAUUCAGUCAUUGAUUCGACUUAGAUUACUUCAACGGGGCAUUGCAAUUCAAGAUCAACCACACCCGCAACCAACAGUAUCUGAAGUGAACAAAUUACCACAAGGAUCUAACAUCAUGCAUCUAAGAGAGAGAUUUAGCACAGGUGUAGAGCAGGUCACAACAGCCCAGAAUGAUGCCACUUAUCCAAGAAGCCCACGUCUGGAGAUGGUAAAGAAUGCAGCUCAUUUGGACAGUUCUUGCAGGGAAAGACCUAGCACAAGUGAUGAGCAGGUCACAACAGCCCAGAAUGAUUCAACUUAUCCAAGAAGUCCUCAUCGGGAGACAGUACGCAAUGAAGUUCAUUUGGACAGUUCUUGUAGGGAGAGACUUAGCACAGGUGUUGAGCAGGUCACAACAGCCCUGAAUGAUUUGGCUUAUCCAAGAAGCCCUCGUCAGAAGAUAGUAAACAAUGAAGUUUAUUUGAACAGUUCUUCCACCUUCAAUCAGCCAAGAAGUCCUCCUCGGGAGACAGUACGCAAUGAAGUUCAUUUGGACAGUUCUUGUAGGGAGAGACUUAGCACAGGUGUUGAGCAGGUCACAACAGCCCUGAAUGAUUUGGCUUAUCCAAGAAGCCCUCGUCAGAAGAUAGUAAACAAUGAAGUUUAUUUGAACAGUUCUUCCGCCUUCAAUCAGCCAAGAAGUCCUCCUCGGGAGACAGUACGCAAUGAAGUUCAUUUGGACAGUUCUUGUAGGGAGAGACUUAGCACAGGUGUUGAGCAGGUCACAACUGCCCAGAAUGAUUCGGCUUAUCCAAGAAGCCCUCGUCAGAAGAUAGUAAACAAUGAAGUUUGUUUGAACGGUUCUUCCACCUUCAAUCAGCCAAGUAACCACUUUCAUAAUCAGGAAGUUAAUAUAACUGAGCAGCAUAGUACACACCAAUUAGAGAACUCAAUGUCACACAUAAAGGAAGAUGUUCAUGAAGAAGCCAGAAGUUCAGAUGUGACAUUGCAAGGAACAAGCUCUGAGUUUAGAAAUCUUGACCCAGAAGAAUUUGCAGAUAGAACUGCAUCCUUUAGGUUUUGGGCUGAGAAUGAGAUAGCAGAAGAAGUGGAGGUCAUUGACCAUGAUUAUGCAGACACCAGUUACGACUGGAUUAAUGACAUUGCUCGCCCACGGAGUUAUUGGGAACAUUGCAGACAAGAACGGUAUGAGGAGGUGCUUAAUAACUCAGGCAAUGGGGAGAUAUGUCAACUCCUUGAAAGAAGAACAGUAUCAAGUUUUCUCACUAGUGAUUUCAGAGAGAGAAUUGACAGAUUGAUGGUAUCUCACUUAGAUAGACAGGUGCAUCUAGAAGAAAGAGAAGAUGAGAAUGGCAGCCAGGAGGGAAUGGACCAAUUCAUGUCUUUCUUACAUAGUUUUACAGAUCCAUCAGGCAGUCAAGAAGAAGAAGUAGUAGAAGAAGAGGAGGAGGAAGACAGAGAUGUGGCAGAGGAAGGAGAGGAGAGCCUAAUCAGUGGUCAGUGUCAUGAAGCUGGCGAUUACUUUGAUGAAUCCUCAUCAUCAACGCAAAUAGCUUCACCAUAUCCAUUAGGGUCAUGGAGUUAUCAGGAUAAUCAAGUUGGUGAUGAUUCUGAUCAAGUUACAUCCACAUCUCCACGCCAACAUUUACUGUCUCAACCUUACUAUCAGGAUAGUCAGCAAAACUCUUCCGCCACAAAUCCUAAUUCCAUUGAAAUGGAACUCAUAUAUGAUAUGAGAGGCCAAAUGGAGCAACUCUAUCAUGAGAUGUCUGAGCUAAGAAAAUCAAUCAAGAGCUGCAUGGACAUGCAGAUGAUGUUGCAACAAUCCUCUAAGCAGGAGUCUCAUUCAGCUCAGGGGGAGGGGAAGAAGUCCUAUGAUGGGGUACCAAAGAAAGGCAAUUGUUGUAUUUGCUAUGAAAAGCAAAUCGACUCACUUUUAUACAGAUGUGGACACAUGUGCACUUGUCUCAAAUGUGCUCAUGAAUUGCAAUGGGGUAGUGGAAAGUGUCCAAUAUGUCGAGCUCCAAUAGUGGAUGUCGUGCGAGCUUAUGUGGAUUCAUAGAUUAUUUGUGAAUGAAUUCAUGCUCCACAGGACCACCUUUAUUAAUAGAUCUUUACUUGAAGAAGCGAGUUGAAGUUGAAGCAUUUAAUUUAUUUGCCAUGUAAAUAUUGUACAAGAAACUCAUUCAACAUCACACAAAGUUUCUCUUUUUCAACAUAUACUCUGUAUAUGUGUUUUUUUUGAAGAGAAAUGACGACUAACAUGUUCUGAAAUUCCAUCUCUGUAUAUACAGUUCUAGUUUUUUUUUUUU